Messenger RNA from Penicillium vulpinum, 939 nucleotides. Its product is annotated as sterol desaturase family protein. The record is from RefSeq and is a predicted model, not a curated record. Lineage: Eukaryota; Fungi; Ascomycota; Eurotiomycetes; Eurotiales; Aspergillaceae. Gene Ontology annotation, biological process: lipid biosynthetic process. The coding region runs from base 1 to 939 and encodes 312 amino acids. The transcript is spliced from 3 exons. Gene Ontology annotation, molecular function: oxidoreductase activity; iron ion binding.
AUGGAUAUUUUCCUAGAUAUCCUGGAUACAUUGAUCCUCGAUCGGUGCUAUGCAGUUCUCUCACCAGACCCAACAGCUGUUUUCAACAAUGGUACUGUAGCCAAUCCGAAUUUGAAUCGACAUGUCCGGGUUUAUUAUCCCAUGCAGCCGUCAAAGUGGGCGGAGGGAAGCCUCUGGAAGAGAGAUGACAUUGCCAGACAAGCAUUGUCAUUAUACUUGAUUACAUGGCUUUUCGCAAUGAUAAUGUACCUCUUCGGUAGCCUCCUACUAUACCACACACUAUUCGACAAAAGACUCCUCCAACAUCCACGAUUCCUCCGAAACCAAAUCAAACUCGAGAUCAACCAGGGCAUAUCCGCAAUUCCCGUGAUGGCCAUUCUCACCGUCCCCUUCUUCCUAGCAGAGAUCAGGGGAUGGUCAAAGCUAUAUGAUUUCACCAGCGACUCCCCGUUCUUCGGAUACACUUUACUGCAAUAUCCAUUGUUUAUCUGCUUCACAGACAGCGGCAUUUACUGGAUACACCGUGGUCUGCAUCACCCUCGCAUCUACCGCUGGCUCCACAAACCACACCAUAAAUGGGCUGUACCGACGCCGUUCGCCAGUUAUGCGUUUCAUCCCUUAGAUGGAUGGUCUCAGAGUCUACCUUACCAUAUUUACCCGUUGCUUUUUCCGUUGCAAAAAGGUGCUUAUCUGGGGCUGUUUAUCUUUGUCACUAUAUGGACGGUGUUGAUUCAUGAUGCUGAGUACAUGCCAACGUCGGAGGUAAUUAAUGGCGCUUCUUGUCAUACAAUGCAUCACUUGUACUUCAACUAUAAUUACGGCCAAUUUACAACGGCGUGGGAUCGUCUCGCAGGAACGUACCGAAAACCCAAGGGUGAUAGCUUUAUGGAAAGCCAGGGAAUGGAUGGGAAAGAGAAACUCGUUGAUAAGCGUGAUUGA